UCCUCUUUGCUCAUGUUGCCAGCUAACCGAAACAGAGGAGCAGUUUUCGGUGCAACACCACAAUGUCUCUUUCCGUGUACGUUACAGCUUCGCUAUAUAUUCUGUCUAAAUUAGUGACAACUUGGUGCCACACUUUCCAAACCAAACCUCUCUUUCUGUCUUUCUCUGAGAUGAACAAACCUCACUUUCGCAAUCGUGUCGGAGAUCACAAGGUCAAGACAUUUGUGUUGAAAUGUCACGAGGACGGCAUCGAGGUUGUGAUGAAAGCUUAUCUGUUUGACCCAGACCUGCCUGUGGAGCCAACACAUUUGAGCCUUGGACCUUUCAGUGCUGCGCAAGAUCACUGCACAGCAAAAGUGUCUGGGAAUGGGGAGUACAUCAUAAGAGCACCUCUGACUGACUGUGGGAGUAAACUAAUGUUUACCGAGAGUGCUUUGCUGUACAACAACCUCCUGCUGUACUCUCCUCCUCCAACAUCACCUGGACACAUGUUUCAAACAGAAGGAGCUGCCAUUCCAGUCCAGUGUGAAUAUGAAAGUUCCUGGAAUGGAAAUGCAAGUGAUGUAGGUUGCUGGGUUGAAAUCCCUCUACCUUGCAGGAGGUACACAGUGAGCAGCAGGGCCCUGAAACCAACCUGGAGUCCCCCGUUCUCCAUCCAGUCAACACAUUUCCUGGACUUGGACUUCCACCUUAGGCUCAUGACAAAUGACUGGAGGAGUGAGAGAAAGUCAUUAAUUUACUUCCUGGGUGAUAUGGUCAACAUUGAGGCGUCUGUAGAUCAUCGUCACCUUCCUCUUCGUCUGUAUGUAAACAGCUGUGUGGCUACUCUGACCUCUGAUGUCAAUUCUUACCCCAGAUACCCCUUCAUAGACCACCAGGGAUGUUUUACAGACUCACAUCUGGAUGGCUCUAGCUCCCGUUUCCUGCCCAGAGUCCAGGACGAACUCCUUCAUAUUCAACUCGAACCUUUCUUCUUCCACCAGGACCCCAGACACACUAUGUAUAUAACAUGUUACCUGGAAGCAGAGCCCAUUUCAAACAAGGACCCGGUGAAAAAGGCUUGUUCUUUCAUGAGUGGGAGGUGGAGGUCAGUGGAUGGUGAUGACCGUGUCUGUGAGAGCUGCAGCAGGGUUAAAGAGAUGAAUCAAAGCGAUAGUGCCAAGUCCAACCACAAGAGGGCGAUGAUGAGCAAAACAAAGCACAGACAAAAUGCGCUGCACAGUGAAACCAAUUUGGGUCCAUUGAUAUUUGUCCCCUGAACGACGACUACUAUGACACACAGCUAUUUGUAUUAAAGUGAUUUAGUUUAAUAAAAAUGUUUAAGCAACUGUGACAUGUA
Molecule: messenger RNA, 1339 nt
Organism: Perca flavescens (yellow perch)
Lineage: Eukaryota; Metazoa; Chordata; Actinopteri; Perciformes; Percidae
Product: zona pellucida sperm-binding protein 3
Exons: 8
Coding region: 63-1259 (398 amino acids)
Biological process (GO): positive regulation of acrosome reaction; binding of sperm to zona pellucida; egg coat formation
Cellular component (GO): extracellular matrix
Molecular function (GO): acrosin binding
Source: RefSeq, a predicted model, not a curated record